AUGUUGCUGCCUUUGUUGAAUGCGUUUUGGAAUGAGGAUAUCUGGUUGCCGCCUAAUACAACAUGGGCUGAUCUGGCGCCCGGACCAGAUAAGGCAGUAAUUUAUACGGACCACAGGCAUGUCUUUUUUCCGAUACCGUUAGCACUGGUCUUCAUAACUCUUCGCUAUAUAUUAGAAAGAUUUGUAUUUGCACCUUUUGGACGAUACCUCGGCAUUAAAGAUGUCAAGCCUAGAAAACCACCAUCCAACCCAAAGCUUGAAGUUGCAUAUAAAACUUCUCCGAGGACCAAACAGCAAAUAUGCAGUCUCGCGAAACAGUUGGAUAUGUCGGAGCGCCAAGUGGAAAGGUGGCUACGGAAGCGCAAGUGCCAGGACAAACCCUCGACCCUGGUUAAAUUCUGCGAGAACAUGUGGAAGUGCACCUUCUAUAUCUGUAACUUUAUUUUUGGUCUCAUCGUACUGUGGGACAAGGACUGGCUUUGGGAUAUAGAUCAAUGCUAUCUGGGCUAUCCCCAUCAGGGCCUCACUCCGGAUAUUUGGUGGUACUACAUGAUAUCGGCAGCCUUCUACUGGUCCCUCACCAUAUCUCAGUUCUGGGAUGUUCGUCGUAAAGACUUCUGGCAGAUGUUCGUUCACCACAUCGCCACCAUCUUGCUGCUGUCUUUCAGCUGGGUGUGUAACCUUCAUCGGAUUGGUACACUGGUGCUGCUGCUGCAUGAUUGUGCUGAUAUAUUUGUUGAGGCGGUGAAAGCAGCAAAGUAUGCAGGAUACCAAAAGCUGUGUGAUAGCCUGUUCCUAGGACUCAUUGUUACAUGGAUUAGUACCCGAGUUGGAAUUUUCCCAUUCUAUAUCAUUUGGAGUACAUCAAUCCGCGCCCCCAUGCUGCUACCAAUGUUCCCGGCCUACUACAUAUUUAACUCUCUACUAUGUUUGCUACUGAUACUGCAUAUUGUGUGGACUUGUCUGAUACUACAGAUAGCUUAUAUUACUAUUAAGGCUGGUCAGAUGGAAGGAGACAUUCGUAGUUCCAGCUCAGAACUGAGUGAGAGCCCCAACCAUUCAAACCACAGCUCACCCACACGAGCCAACAAUAAAAAGCAUACAUAA
Danaus chrysippus (African queen) is the source of this 1107-nucleotide messenger RNA. NCBI's taxonomy places the organism in Eukaryota, Metazoa, Arthropoda, Insecta, Lepidoptera, Nymphalidae. The record is from the annotation of a GenBank genome assembly.